Molecule: messenger RNA, 3788 nt
Organism: Medicago truncatula (barrel medic)
Lineage: Eukaryota; Viridiplantae; Streptophyta; Magnoliopsida; Fabales; Fabaceae
Product: probable E3 ubiquitin-protein ligase RZFP34
Exons: 13
Coding region: 2449-3450 (333 amino acids)
Biological process (GO): ubiquitin-dependent protein catabolic process; protein ubiquitination
Cellular component (GO): nucleus
Molecular function (GO): ubiquitin protein ligase activity; zinc ion binding
Source: RefSeq, a predicted model, not a curated record
UUCUAACGAACCCUCUCGAAUUUCACUUCGUAUAUAUAAACUUCUCUUAUAAUCGCUUUAUUCUUCAAUCAACAUUUCUAAAUCAGAAAAAGCGCGUUUCCGUAAAAAAGUGCGUUUCCUUGAAGAUUGGAGAUUCGUAAUUAGAACAACGAUCGCUCGCUGAUUACGUCCGUCGUGAAGAGUUGAAAGUUCGUUGUUCCGUUACAAUUCAAUUUAAUUUCCGUUUGUUCGUUUUUUACACUUUCUUGAUUUGGACUGUGAAAUCGUUUGAUAUUGACUGAGUGCGUGCGAUUUUAUAUGAUCAUUGCGUUUUCUGUGAGUUUCAGCUUCUUUGGAUUCGGUUCUGUUGUGAGAUUAGGUAACGUAGUUUGGUUUUAUUAUUAACAUUGUUAUUAUGAUUUAGAUUAGAAGCUGUUUUUGGUUGAAUUUUUAUUGAAGUUUUGCAUAUUCUGAUGUGUUGAUGUUGUUCUUUGUGAAUUCUGUGCAAUUUUGAAAUUUACCUGUUUGUUGAAGUUUUGUUUUGUUUUGUUUGCUGUGGUUUUUGUUUGUUUUACUUCAUAUCAUGUUAUGUUUACGAGGUGUUUGAGGGUGUUUACUAUAAAGCACCGACACAGACACCAGACACGGCACGGAUCAGUGAUCAGAAGUGUAUAACAUGGUUCAUUGCUAUAAGGGUAUCAAGAGGUCUUGGUUUGGAGGCAAUGAGUUUUUGUCUUUUAGUAGUGAUCGAUGGUGUCAUUGAUUAGCUUGUAUUGAAAAUUGAAAUAAGAGUCCGCUCUGGAAAAGAAGUACUAAGGUUAAGCAUUUAAUUAUGACCCAGAUGGGAUAAACAACUUAAUUAAGCCCUUACCAUGAUAAGCGAUUAUCUUAUAAAGUACAAGUUAUUUCUAUAACAAAAGAUGAUAUGAAGUUGAAAGUUGAAUCAUAUUGAACACAUGAUUUUAAAUUGUUGCGGAGUUGAAUCAUAUUGAACUCAUGGUUUCAAAUUGUUGCGGUUUAGACUUUAGAGCCCGUAAUUGUGAUACGAAGACAUCGAAAACCUUGAUGUCUCACAGUCACUGCGGUUUUUGCAAGAAUUCUGUCAAGUUAUGACUCAAAAUUCUAGACCUGGUCCUGUUCCUAUCACAGGCCUCUAGUGGUUUGUGUUGUAAAGUAAUUACAUAUUUGCACACAAUUUUUCCAGUUACAUAGAUGAAUAACGUUAGGGAAAUAAUAUUAAUUGAUAUGUGAGAGCAAAAUUUUUGGGAGACUCAAGGGAGAUUAAUUAUUAUAUCAGUUUAGGUUAUAGGUAGAUAAGUCUUUCACAGGGCAUCUGAAGUGGAACUACCCAGUUGUAGAAUGCUUAUGCUGCAGAGAUAUGAGUCUGUAAUUUUUGGAGGGAAGCAUGACCAAACAGCACCAGCAAUUUUGUUUCAGAUUUUGAUCCAUCUCCAACCGCAGGAAGCAAAAAAAAAAAAAUUCCUCCUUUUAAUGCCUUCCCCAUCUGUAUUUCUGCAGUUGCAUCAAAAAGAAUCUCAACAACAUAGACAGCUAUGUUUUUUGUCCAUGCUGUCUUAUUUCGUCAAGCUUGGACUAAGAGUUUGAAGCCAAUUUUGAAGUUGUUGGAGCUUCGUAUGGGUGGGAUAUCUUUUUUGCAUAAUUCAUAGAAACUAUCCAUUUGUUUUUAUUUGUCGGACAGCAAGAGGAAUGGAUUUGAUGCUAGUUUGGAUCGCAUAUAAUUAUUCUCUAGUCUCUUGUAUACAUGCCGGUUUUUGCUUCCUGCUUCCAACAGUCGUUUUCUCUACAUUGGAAGACAACCCUGCUGCAAACCUUCUAUGACAUAAGGAUUCUUUUAACCUAGUCCCUGAAGUAGUGCGAAUGUUCAAUUUGUUAGUGAACACAGUUCACUUUGAAGUGACUUAGCUAUUAAUAAGAAAAGUGUUAUAGUGUCCCAAGCGAUUUUACCAUGGUACAGACUAUAUGGAGUGACAAUAUAUAUGCUUUUGGUAAGUUUCGGUCUCUGGAGGAAUCAACGCUGAACUGCAUUUUAAGGUUGAAGUUUCUAAUGGUUUGGUCCACUAUAGUUGGAUUUUGUUCUGGGAGUUCUUCAAGGAAUCAAGUGGUCGUUCAAUGCUAAUUGUAUUUACUGCCGAAGGCUGUGAAAAACCCCACUGCUACAUUCUAAUAUGUGGAAUUCUUGUAUGUACACUUGUCUUGUUGUGUUCCUCUCUUGGGGUAGUGGUGAUCGGAGCCUCAUAAUACGAUUUUGUGUUGCUGAUUACAAUUGGCCUGCGGCAGUAUGCAAGAAAUCAACAAUGUGUUUGGUGUUUACCUGGCUUGAUGGGGUGACUAAAUAUGACUUGUAGAUGUUUUAGGAUUAUUUCUAAAUUUGUUCGUACAUGCAGGUCCUUAAGCUUACUGCCUAUUUCUAGAUCUAGUUGAUAAUCUUAUUUGAGGAUAGCUUGUAUCAUGGGCGAGGUGGCAGUGUUGCAUUCUGAGCCUCUGCAAUUUGAAUGCAAUGACAAGAAACAUAUGACCGAAGAAGGCGUUUAUCCUCCAAAAUCAAAUCCGGAAUCCUUGCCUGGAGAAGAAUCAAGUACAUAUGAUUUGCAGGAGAAGGGAUAUAUGGAACAUGGAUGCCAACACUACCGGAGAAGAUGCCGAAUCAGGGCCCCCUGUUGCAAUGAGAUUUUUGAUUGCCGCCAUUGUCACAAUGAGGCAAAAAAUGAUAUCAACGUAGAUUAUAAGCAUAGACACGACAUGCCUCGACACCAAGUCAAACAGGUGAUAUGUUCACUUUGUGGUGCUGAACAAGAGGUCGAUGUAAAUAUCGGUUUGAGAAGAGUUGAAUCUUUAUUAUCUGCAAUCUGUAAUGAAGAAAGAAAAUCUCUCUGCAUAGAUUAUAUACAUGCACAGCAAAAUUGCGUUAAUUGUGGUGUUUGCAUGGGCAAGUACUUUUGUGAUACAUGCAAGCUCUACGACGAUGAUAUAUCUAAGCAGCAGUACCAUUGUAAUGGCUGUGGAAUUUGCAGAACUGGCGGACAAGAGAAUUUCUUCCAUUGUAAUAAGUGUGGUUGUUGCUACUCAACUCUGCUGAGAGACAGUCACCCCUGUGUGGAAGGAGCAAUGCAUCAUGAUUGCCCUGUUUGUUUUGAGUAUUUGUUUGAAUCAAGAAAUGAUGUCAUUGUUAUGCCGUGCGGACAUACAAUCCAUAAAAGCUGUCUGAAUGAAAUGAGAGAACAUUUCCAGUUCACAUGCCCUCUCUGUUCAAAGUCGGUCUGUGAUAUGUCAAAGGUUUGGGAGAAAUUGGACAUGGAGAUUUCCGCUACACCAAUGCCUGAGCCAUAUCAAAACAAAAUGGUUUGGAUCCUGUGCAAUGAUUGUGGAAAAACCUCUAAUGUCCGGUUCCAUUUUGUAGCGCAAAAAUGCCUCAACUGCAAUUCCUACAACACACGACAAACACGAGGCUGAACGCAUGACACUAAUUAUGUAUUGGUUCAAUGAAAUGGAAGUUUCCAUUUCAUCUCAUUUUAUUUGUCAUGAAGGCAGUGGUACUUGAUGCUGUUGUCUCUUGGCUACAAGGAUGAUGUACACUUGGAAUUUCAACGCGCCUAGACACAUUGGAAUAGUGAUUGUUCAGUUUGAUUUUAGGUUGGGGAGUAAUCUGUUGUUUGAUGGAUUCGGGUUAGGGCAAGUAGUUGAAAUUUCGUGGCUUUCAUUAAUGUAUUAAUGUGAAAUAUUUUCAAUUAUUUGAACUAUAUGCAAUUAUACAGUAUCUUUGCACUUUCAACUAUAUGCAAAUUUGCUGC